Messenger RNA from Ostrinia nubilalis (European corn borer), 1497 nucleotides. RefSeq names its product leukocyte surface antigen CD53-like. NCBI's taxonomy places the organism in Eukaryota, Metazoa, Arthropoda, Insecta, Lepidoptera, Crambidae. Gene Ontology annotation, cellular component: plasma membrane. The transcript has 5 exons. The record is from RefSeq and is a predicted model, not a curated record. Bases 73 to 753 code for a protein of 226 amino acids.
ACAGACUAGUUACUCACUGCCAGGAAGUGUGUUUGCAACCGUGAAAACUCGUUCGUUAGAAAAACCAUCAAAAUGUGUUGUGCCGAGUUCUUAGUCAAAUAUAUCCUGUUCUUCUUUAACUUUGUAUUUACGCUCGCGGGCAUAGCGCUCAUCGGGCUGGGCAUAGCCGCGCUGGUGCAGAUCAACCAGAUCGUCGACCUGAUCCCCGUCCCCAUCAAUGGCAUCCCCAUCGCGAUCAUCGUGCUCGGCAGCAUCAUCUUCGUCAUCGCCUUCUUCGGCUGCUGCGGCGCUAUCAGGGAGUCCAGAUGUCUGCUUACAAUGUAUUUCAUAUGCAUGGCCAUCUUGGCUGCUGGCAAAAUCUACCUAGCGACCGUGAUCUUCGGUGCUCUGGACACACUCCAGUCCACCGUGGAGGGUUGGGUGGACACCGCCUUCGAAAAAGAAGACCUCAGGAAGGUCUUCCACGUACUUGAGGAAGUAUUCCAAUGCUGCGGCACAACGGGGCCAGGGUCGUACGUGGGCGUGUACCCCAUCCUGCCGCCGACGUGCUGCGCGAGCGGCGUGGCCGAGUGCACCGACGACCUGGCGUUCGGCGGCUGCCGCGCCCGCCUCGGCAGCUACUUCGAGAACUUCGGCGAGGCCAUCGCCGCGGUGCUGAUCGUCGUCAUCGUCGUUGAGUUGGUGGCGAUGCUGUUCGGUAUGUUUAUGUGCUGGUCGGUAUCGGAGAAGAGGCAGAGGGGCAGGUACUACUGAGCAGGCAACUAUAUCUAGAGACCGAUGGGAAUCAUGUAAUGUUUUGACAAAAAAGUAUAAGAUCUAUUUAAUGCUAAUUUGUAAUGAAUCAUUCUUUCUUCUACAAGCUUCCGUUCUGUGGUAUGGAUCCCUAGUCAUGUAUAAAUAUUAGACACCAAUUCUUAGGUCAACUGACCGAAUCAUAAAUGAUUUAUUGCCAUUUUUUAUUACAAACAAACAAACUUUUGACACAUUAAAAAAUAUAUAUUCUUCUUGUGAUCCCUAUUUUAGAAUUAACGAGUUAUCAACGUUAAUUAGUGUAAUGACAAUUUAAAAUUAAUAUAAGAAUCCUGCCUGAGUAUUAAUUAGCACAAAGUUACCUAUAAUUUUGUAAAUAUAUGAAUUCAGAUUUAAAUGUUUGGUUAUCGUAAUUUUAUAGUUUUUCUAAAAACUCUCUAAGAGUUAGAAUUAAUUUAAAUUGCAACAAAAAUGUACAUGACAUGUGCUGUGUAAGUAAGUUCAGACUUUUUUCAAAUUCAAAUACGACUUUAGUACAUGACCUAACCUUAGCCAUUGCUUUUUGAGAAGAUAUCAAAUCGUUCCUACUGCUUUAAAUUCAGUAGAGCGUCCAAAAAGAACUAAUUACUAGAUGUUGGUAAGAACUGAUUGUAAUUAGUUAUUACUGAUUAAUUUUAAAAUGUUUGUUUAAGUAUUUAUAUUUUUAAGUGAUCGAUGUUUUGUAUUAAAUUUAUUUUUUAAUGAAAA